Molecule: messenger RNA, 580 nt
Organism: Pollicipes pollicipes
Lineage: Eukaryota; Metazoa; Arthropoda; Thecostraca; Pollicipedomorpha; Pollicipedidae
Product: multiple epidermal growth factor-like domains protein 6
Exons: 4
Coding region: 12-491 (159 amino acids)
Biological process (GO): signal transduction
Cellular component (GO): cell surface
Molecular function (GO): calcium ion binding
Source: RefSeq, a predicted model, not a curated record
GCCAUAAGAGAAUGUUGCGAUAUUUCUCUCAAAAGGGCUUAAGAAACCCAGUCGGGCUGGGUCAAGUUUUUCACAUUUGUAUCUUAUUUUCCAGGCCGCAUGUGUGUGAGUACAAGGCGAUCGAGUACCAGGAUCACGACAAACCCAAGAUAUCCAAGUUUCGGCACAGAGGCUUGCGCGUGUUCCGGUACGAGAAGGUGUUCCGGCCGCGGCACCACACGCUCUUCAUCUGCUGCGCCGGCUGGGCCCGCUCCGACACGGAGGGCUGCGUCAUUGACUGGAACGAGUGCGACCGUGACAACGGAGGCUGCUCGCACGACUGCCUCAAUACACCGGGCUCCUUCCUGUGUACUUGUCCGCACCAGAUGCGGCUGGCCGGCGACGGCAGACGCUGUCUCGGAGCUAGCGAAUGCUUGAACAAUAACGGCGGCUGUGCUCACAUCUGCGAUGAUUCCACGGAAGAGGUCAAGUGUCGAUGUCAUCUCGGGUAAGAACAUAUUCAGAGAGUGCUUUUUGGUCGUGUUUGGAGCCAGCUGCUGUUAGUGUGGAGUAUGAGGAAAGACAAUGCUACGCUGUCCCU